GAGGUUCACCCCCUGUUUCUGUCUGCAGGAGGCUGAGCUCGGCCCCACCAGGGGCUCCCCAGGGCCCAGGAAGGAGGGCGUCUGCUUGAGAGGCUGUCCUGAGGUCGCCCAGGCCAGCAGAAAAGAUAAGGACCUGUAGCGGCCCUGAGGAGACUGCCUGAGCUGAGCCCUGCUGGCUCCCAGUCUACCAACAUUGAGCACACCCGCUGGGACCAAGAGACUUGAGCCUUUAGGCGGAGACUUUUCUAUCUUGUUUAAUUCAUGUACUUAAACUUUAUACACCUUCACGCCAGCAGAAAGCACUGUUGCAGCAGGGAGAGAAGGGAGAGGAGAGGGAGGGAAAAAGAUAGAGAAAGUCAUACAUUGAGAUAACUGGAGAUGGAGUAAAGGAACGAAGACUGCCCCCUGCUGGCUGAACGGCAUACAGGCAGUGUGCUGGUUUUUUACAGUGCAGUAGCAAGAGCUGCCACCAGAGGUCCAGAUCGACAUUUUCUCUGGACCUUGAGACCGCUGCUCACAAGCCAGCACAUCCAGUAUUUUACACUUCAGAUCAAUCCUCCUCAAAUUAUUUCAGUUUAAAUUGUGUACAUAUUAUUUGGACAAUGAUCAGGGUGCUGUUGCUUUUGUUGGUGUGUCAGUCUGGCAUCUGUCUGUAAGUCGGUCAGAGUCAGAUUGGCUCUCUCUUCGUCUCCCUCUCUUCCUCGGUGUCUGUCUGUGUGCGUCUUACUGUCCCCUAACUCCCCACUGACUGUCUGUUCUCACAGUGUUCCCACUGUUCCAGGACUGUUUUCACCCUGCAUGGAGUUUGGUGUAAUAAAUAAUAUGAGAAUGAAAGUUAGAGGGAAGCUGCCCACAGAUACAGAAAUACAAAUGUGUGCGUGUGUGUGCGUGUGUGUGCGUGUGUGUGCGUGUGUGUGCGUGUGUGUAUGUGUGUAUGUGUGUUUGCACAGACUCUUUUGCAAGAGCUCUGCCCUCUGAGCCCUUAUCACCCCUGCCCUGUUCUUUGCUGAUUGUAUCUGUAGGGAGUCACUUCUGUUGUUUUUCAAAGGUGGAGAUAAAUUCCUUUGUUGCAUGUGGCAGUUAAAAUGAAUAAUUACUGCUGCUGUCUCUAAAGACACUGUCCCUGCCUCUAGAGACACCAUCACUGCUGCUGUCUCUAGAGACACUGUCCCUGCCUCUAGAGACACUGUCACUGCUGCUGUCUCUAGAGACAUUGUCCCUGCCUCUAGCGAAUAUUUGGUUUGGAAGUAGUGGGGCUGAUGGGGAUGGUGCUCAGGUCCUGCACUCUCACACGGUUGUUCUGAGAGAGGUGUGAGCACUCUCACUGACCAGGCGCUCGUCAGACCCUGCGGACUCGCAGGCCUGGCUCAUGCUGAUGGACCACAGUGUGAUAUACUGACAGCUUGCAGCCUGGGACAGAGGGGGUGUCACUGUGACCCCAGGAGCAGGAGAUCUGCGAAGUUUGCCGAAUCUGCGCAGCUCUGCUGAGUUGGUGCAGUUUGUCUGCGCAGCCCGGCAAAGAUGUAAACGCACCAGUGGGACCUGAAGUGAGUCCAGUGCGAGGAGAGAGCUCACCAGCCCAGCGAUUCACCUGGUUUCAGACAGGAGCCCAGAGCUGUCUGCUGCCCUCCUAGAGCCUUGCUGUUUACACACUUUCCCAGCUGUGUGUGUGCGAGAGAGUGUGUGAGUUUCACUCAGUGUCCAGAAAGGACUCGGAAAGUCUCAGUGUUCCCCUCUGCUCUGGGCCGGGUCAGGCGCUGUCCUGCUGGGGCGGCUGGUUCAGUGGAGCAGUUGGAGGUCCGAACAAAACUCUGAAAGUCCCAAGUGUAGAAGUGAAACUAGAGGUUUCUCUGUGCCGGAGAGAAGCUGCCUGGGAGUGUGGCUCCAGCUCAGCCGGGUGGGAGUUCCAGGCAGCGGAAGUCUGGGGGGGGGGCAUGGGGCCCCCAGGGCAUGACUGACAGCAGGACAGCGGGGUGGGCGGGGCUGACCUCUCGACCCUGUGGGCAGGAGGAGGGGCUGGCAGGGGUCUGGGUGAUGUCAUCACGGACAAGCCCCAGCAGCCCUGAACAUUCCUCAGAGCCUGACUCCUGCCUCCACACCCCUCCCCCUCUCCCGCUCUGUCCCAGGCGUCUCCCUGCUCCUGCUCCUGUUUUCCCGGCUCCACACUCCCCUCCCUCUUUCUUUAUGAACACCUCUUCUCAGUCCCUGUACCAGAGUCAUCGUGUGCUGUUAAUCCGUGACGUUUAGGCCUUGUGCACGCUGCACACACUCCCAGCCUCGUCUGCGUGUCACAGAUUCGCCGAACAGCUGGGUGUACGCGCUGCACACACUGAACACCAGAUGUGGAUAUACUGCAUAAACACACUGAACACCAGGUCUCCAUAUACUUAAUACAUUUGCAGACUAAGCACCAGGUGUGUUUAUGAACUGUACACUGAACGCCAGGUGUUCACAGGCUGUGUACCAUAUAGACACUCUGAACACCUGGUACGCUGUUGAUUGGCGUAUACCUGCUGCACCCUGGGGUGUCCUGUUCAGGUCUGGGGCCAGCAGCAGCUCCAGCUGGGAGGCAGGGAGAGGAGAGUCUGGGAGAAGGGGGGCGGGGGCUGUCCGUGGGCAGGUAUCUACUCACAUCCUGCUCCCCCGCAGGAGGAGGAGACAGAAAGAGAAAGAGAAAGAGGGAGGGAAGCAGUGGGGGUGAGGCUGUGCGUCAGUUUCGUGGAGCUCAGGCUCUGACUCAAGAACUGUUCACCUUUUCCGGCCGGAGCCGGAGCCGCAGAGGGGGAGGGAGGGCUGGAGGAAAGGGAGUGGCCUGACGGAGCUGCUCUCCAGGUCCUGGGACAGAGACCCGCCGUGCCGACACCCUGCCAGGACCGGGAGCACAGACACUGCGCGGGACCCCAGUCUGCCCAGCACAGACGCACAGCGAGAGCCAGGCUCAUCUGCAGGCUCCCCCUGACGGCCCUGAUAGCCUGGAGCUUCACUGCACAGUGCAGCCAAGACACUUCUCUGUCAUCUGGAGCAAACUGAGGGGCUCAUUACUGUAGACCCCUGGGGUACAGAGUGAGGUGUCGUGCUGUGUGUCGGAGUGUCCCCGGUGCCCCCCGGUGCCCCCAGCGCCAUGAUGGCAGCCCCGCAGCCCCAGAAGAGGAUGGUGUCGUCCGUGUUCAUCACCCUGGCACCGCCGUACCGCGCGCAGGUGCGUCCCGCGUCCCGGGACACCCAGCCCAGCGCCACUGGCACAGGGUCCCAGCCCCCCAACACAGGGGGCGCUGGCUUCACCAGGACAGCAAGCCCUCCAGCCACCAGGGCGGCGCCAACAGCCAAUGGGCAGCACCAAGCCCAGCCCUCACCUGGGUGGAGAGGCAGCAAGGGCACAGGUCCAACAGGGAGUGCAGCACUGGCCACAGCAGCGUCCGCAGCACUGACCACUGCAGCGUCCACAGCCAGGACCACAGCACUGACCACUGCAGCGUCCACAGCCCUGACCACAGCUGGGAACAGAGAGAACGGCACUGAAGACUUCCCCUCUGUCCUGCCCCCGCCACCCCCACCGCCCCCGCCAGAGGCAGCCCUGCCCGCAUUCUCCAGCCCUUGCCUCCCACUGCCUCCCCCUCCACUGGCUGUCACAGCGCCCCCUGUCUCCAGCGCGGGGCCACUGCACACACUGAAGGGCACAGCGGCAGGGCAGGGAAGGCAGUGCGAGGAGCAGGCUCCCUCUGGUGGUGAAAAGCAGCCAGUGGACCAGCCCCUGGACUCCCAGCCCAGCUGGUCAGCGCCGCCCCACAUGGACAGCAGAGAGAUCUGUGGCUACUGCCACAAGCUUGUCCCGUCCACUGAGCCCGCUGUGGAGGCCCUGAGCAAGACCUACCAUGCAGGCUGCUUCCAGUGCCGGCAGUGUCGCCGCCCGCUGGCCGGACAGCUGUACUACAACAAAGUCGGAACUCCCCUGUGUGAGCCCUGCUACUCGGCCACUCUGGAAAGGUGCAUGCGCUGCAGUCAGGUGAUUCAGGAUCACGUGAUUAGGGCCAUGGGCAAGGCCUCCCACCCAGAAUGCUUCAUCUGCACAGUGUGCAGCAGACCAAUCGGAGAAGAGAAAUUCGCCGUGGAUGACAAGAACGAGCUGUACUGCCUCCAGGACUAUUACAGGACGUUCGCCCCCGAGUGCAGCGUGUGCCGCCAGCUGAUCGUCCCCAGGGAGGACGGCAAGGACGCCUACACUGUGGAGUGUCUGGGCCGCUGCUUCCACGAGGACUGCUACCGGUGUGAGAACUGCAGGGUGCUCCUAAUCACCUUCGUGACAGAAAGGGCAGCGAUCCCGCUGUGUCCGCGCUCAGCUAGGAGACCGAGUCCGCAGCCGGUCCGUCUGAACGGGCUCCGAGCCCCCACACCCCACCUUCCGGGGGCGCCUGUGCACGUGCCAGCGUUUCCCAGCACCCCUCCCCUGCGCGACCCCUGA
Lepisosteus oculatus (spotted gar) is the source of this 4459-nucleotide messenger RNA. Lineage: Eukaryota; Metazoa; Chordata; Actinopteri; Semionotiformes; Lepisosteidae. The record is from RefSeq and is a predicted model, not a curated record.